This is a messenger RNA of Poeciliopsis prolifica (blackstripe livebearer), 3559 nucleotides long. RefSeq names its product MFSD2 lysolipid transporter A, lysophospholipid b (gene mfsd2ab). Lineage: Eukaryota; Metazoa; Chordata; Actinopteri; Cyprinodontiformes; Poeciliidae. Gene Ontology annotation, molecular function: lysophospholipid:sodium symporter activity. Gene Ontology annotation, biological process: carbohydrate transport. The transcript has 14 exons. The coding region runs from base 144 to 1691 and encodes 515 amino acids. The record is from RefSeq and is a predicted model, not a curated record. Gene Ontology annotation, cellular component: membrane.
AUCUGCCGUGGAGGGAGGACACUACAGGCGUGGCUGCUCAGAGCUUUUUGGUUUUUAUUUUUGGGCCAAGUUCAGCGAAGCUCCCUGCUGUUUUCUUCAGCAAACCCCCUCCCCACGCUUUCCCCUACCCUUUUUGUUCUGCGAUGGCCAAAGGAGAAGGAGCUGAGCAAUACUCCAAUGCCAGUCUUUUGAACAAGUCGCUCAGCUCGGAUAAUAUCAAGCUCUCGAGAAAGCAUGAGCACAGGACCAGGUUGUCGAUCUGCAACAAGAUCUGCUAUGCAAUCGGCGGCGCGCCCUACCAGAUCACAGGAUGUGCUUUGGGCUUCUUCCUGCAGCUCUACCUACUCGACGUAGCUCAGCUGGAUCCCUUCUACGCCUCCAUCAUCCUGUUUGUCGGCCGAGCGUGGGACGCCGUGACGGACCCCACGGUGGGCUUCCUGGUCUCCCGGAGCCCAUGGACCCGUUUCGGACGGAUGAUGCCCUGGAUCUUACUGUCCAUGCCUUUUGCCGUGAUAUCUUAUUUCCUCAUAUGGUGUGUCCCUCCCUUUGAACAUGGCAAAGUCAUCUGGUAUAUUUUCUUCUACUGCAUCUUCCAGACCCUGCAGACAUGCUUCCAUGUGCCAUACUCUGCCCUCACCAUGUUCAUCACCACCGAGCAGAAGGAGAGGGACUCCGCUACGGCGUACAGGAUGACGGUGGAGGUUCUGGGCACCGUCCUCGGCACGGCCAUCCAGGGUCAGAUCGUGGGCAACGCUCACGCCCCCUGCCUGUCCUCCAACUCCUCCGUUCUCUCGAGCCACAACAACUCGGACCAUUCCCUGCAGCACACGAGGACCGCGUACAUGAUCUCGUCUGCCGUCAUCUGCUCCAUGUACAUCCUGUGCGCCGUCAUCCUGUUCUGCGGCGUGAGGGAACACGAGGCUAUCGGGAUCAGAUCGAAGCCGAUGCCCUUCCUUCAAGGCAUUAAGAUGGUGAUGGGAUACGGGCCGUACGCCAAGCUGGUCAUGGGCUUCCUCUUCACCUCGCUGGCUUUCAUGCUCCUGGAGGGAAACUUCGCACUCUUCUGCAGCGCCACAUUGGGAUUCAGGAAGGACUUCCACAACAUCCUGCUGGUCAUCAUGCUCUCCGCUACGUUGGCCAUCCCGUUCUGGCAGUGGUUCCUGACUCGCUUCGGGAAGAAAACGGCAGCUUAUGUCGGAUCCUUGUCUGCCGUUCCCUUCAUGAUCCUGGUGGUGUGCGUAUCUCAAAACCUCAUCGUCACCUACAUUGUGUCUUUUGCCUCUGGCGUGGCGGUGGCUGCAGCCUUCCUGCUGCCCUGGUCCAUGCUGCCCGACGUCGUCGACGAUUUCCAGGUUCAGAACCCGGACUCCACGGGACACGAAGCCAUCUUUUAUUCCUUCUACGUUUUCUUCACCAAGUUCGCCUCUGGCGUCUCGCUCGGCAUUUCCACGCUGAGUUUAGACUUUGCUGGAUACGUCACCAGAGGUUGCUCCCAGCCUAAGGAAGUGGACCUGACCUUGAAGCUGUUGGUUUCGGCCGCCCCCGUCGCCCUCAUCCUUAUCGGCCUGGGAAUCCUUUAUACGUACCCCAUCACCGAGGAGAGGAGGCAGGGCAACCGCAAGAUCCUACAAGAGCUGAGGGACGAGGCGGAUUCAGAGUCGGACUCCACAGAGGUGACUGAAAUGAUCUAGCGCGUCUUUUUGAAGCAACUUCUGGACCAAUCUGUUGGCCAGCUGGCAUUUUGCACUGCGCAGGACCAACGGACCCGGAUCUUCGGAUCUAUCCAAGUCCCCCCCUCAGGGGCCCGACGGAUCGCACAGAAACCGCAUCGUCCGGCCAACGCUGCUGCUGAGGAUCCAAGUGCAAAACCGUAUGAGUCGCGCUGAGGGAGGCCUUCCCCAAAACAUCACGCUCCUUUUUUUUAAUUUUUAUUUUUUAUAUCUGCGACAUUUUCCUGGUGUGACUUUCGACGCCUCGCCGAGCCUUACCUUUUUGUACGACAUGCUACUAUUGAGUACAAAGUGAGAAUCUCUUCCCUUUAAAGGUUGGUCUCUAAAUGAAAUUGCACAAAGAAAACAUAAAAAGAAGUGGGUGGCUGGGAGGGAUAAACUUGCAUUAAUGGUGCUUUUGUACAUACGACACUGAGCAGUAACGAUCUUUAGCACAACGCUGGAAAUGACGUCACAGUAGACCCGCAAACGUCGGAAGAAACCGCCAUUUUGUAUACUUGUUUUUUGUCUUUUUUGCCUGAAUUUCACACACAUUUCCGAGGCAAAUUUUGAAAACAUUUUUUUAAAAAAAAGCACAAACCCACAACGAGUGCCAAUCGCUCACUGAAUAUCUCAUCGUAGUUUACAAAAAUGGCUCAAGUGAUCGCGUCGCGUGAGCACAGCGAGUUUGCACAAAAAAGAAAAACUGCACAGUUUCUCCUGUCAACCGUUUUUGGUUGUUGUGUUUUUUUUUAAAUUUAUGACAGCUACUGAUGACCGCGUCAUUUCUUAACGCUUUAAUUUCUUCAAACCUGGAGCGAAACCUUGACGACAACUAGCACAUAUGUUUAAAUAUUAAUUUAAAUAUUUAUUAAUGUGAUUUUCACAGUUCUCCUCUUUACAGUAUUUAAAACCUAUUUAAGGUCUGUAUAGUCGCGCCAACGGAAGCUGCAGAGCUUUUCGUUCAGUUUUGUUUUGAUGCGACGCCUGCAUCUUUCAGUGGAUGUUGCCAUACACUACAAUCUUACAGUUAAAAAAAAAAAAAAAAAAAAGUUUGUACGCUCCUGUUAAAACGGCAGUAAAAAAGAAAAAAAAAGACAAAGUAUGCCGGAUAAGAUUUUGAUACAAUUCACCUUUACAUCAUAAAUUCCUGCCGUUACAACAGGAGUGUGUGGACUUUUUUUUAUUAUUAAAACUAUUCGUACCUCUUUUACAACACUGUAUGUAUUAAUAACAAAAAAGGGAACGCACCCAGUUUUGAUUGGAAAAAUGAGUGUGAAGACAGAGCAGAGUUAGGUUUUUGUUUUUCCUUGAAUCUUUAAAUAUUGUUUAUUGAAACAACCAGGACACUUUGUGAUCGCCUCGGUUUUCCAAAAGUGGGAAAAAAAAAACCUAAGAGGACUGACAUGCUUCAUAUCUACUGAUAUGGAAAUGUGUAUAUAUAGUGUCAUAUGUUAUACAUACUGUUACAUCUUGAACAUGACAACCAAGUUGCUGAAGUGACUUUUUUGUUGUUGUUUCUUUUAAAUGCAUUAACUUCUUCCGAACAAUAUUGUAGGUGCCAUUGUCACUCACUGAAAUUGUAGUUAUUGUACAUCCUGUAAAUGUUUGGUUCUUGUCGGUGCGUAGCAUCUCAUGACCGAGGCUGUUGGCAAAAUGUGUCGGCUUUAGUCCCCUCAUGGGAGACUCCGCCUCCUGUUCAUAUGUAAAUAUUGUACGUAAACAUGUAAAUAGACCUGGUAUUUGUUUGCAAGUGAAUGAUUUCUGUACACUGUACUGUAGUUAUUUAAGAAAAAAGAAUACUGUGAUGAAAGGAAACAAUAAAACAUGAUUAAGUGGAAUGAAAAUUA